AUGACCAGAAGAUAUCGUGCCUGCUCUACGCGGUGCAACGAGAUUCUAAGCAACGUCAAGGACACUUCUGGUGCAGAGCCUGCUUAUCUCAUUUAUCUGAACUUUUACGCCGCCACUUCUCUCGAGAUGUGUGCUCGCCCCCUCACUAAAUCCUCGAGUUACCGGACGAGCCUGCUACAACAAGCUCGUGUGCAUUAUGAUCGAGCUGCUGCUCUCAUCCAAAAUGCCGAGACCUCUGUAGUCUCCCGCUCCCGCUCCAGCUCUAUAGCAUCCUCCGUCUCAAGUCUGCACUCCGCAUCCAGCUCCAUCUUUUCUCAAGCUUGGACUGCCGAAUCAGAUAUGACAUCACCAGCGUACUCUGUCUGCUCUCUAGAGAGUGCGUUCGCAAAGGCCAAGCCAGCGCACAAGCCUAAGAAGAAGGUUUCAUUCGAGCUGCCCAACGAUGCAAAGGACACCUGGUCCUCGUUCCAAGUCUCGGAGCCACUGAUCCGCCCCGACUCACCAACGCUGGGCUUCGAUGAUGACUAUUACACCGCUGCAGCUACUCGUCAGGAGCUUCCUAAGGUCCCAGAGCGGCCUGUAUCCCGUCUAUCUCUUCGAGAAGAAGACAUAUACUCCGUUGCUGUUGUCCAUAUGGAGGACCCCGACAGUGCAAACCCCUCAGAUUCCUCAGACUCAGAAGAUGAUGAUCCCUUUGGCAUUGGACGUUCCGUCCAUCGCUACCGCGAGACAUUGUCAUCGCUCAAGAUGCAGGUGGCAGGUCACCUGGCUUCUGUCGAAGAGCUGCUGUCUGCCCCUGUCUCCCCAUUACCUUCUGGAACAGCGGACAAGUCUGAUGAGAAGCAAGCACACACUGUCAGCAGCGAGGAACUGCGCCGACAGGAGCGCAAUGCCCGCAUCGAGCGUCUCCGCAAGACGGGAUGGCAGCGCAAGCGCUUUGAUGCUCGACGCUACGAGGAGCUGUGCGAAGCUGUAAUGGCCGAGCUAAACUAG
Molecule: messenger RNA, 993 nt
Organism: Phaeoacremonium minimum UCRPA7
Lineage: Eukaryota; Fungi; Ascomycota; Sordariomycetes; Togniniales; Togniniaceae
Exons: 2
Coding region: 1-993 (330 amino acids)
Source: RefSeq, a predicted model, not a curated record